UUGAAAUCAGAUCCGUCUCUGAAGAGCGAAAGAGAGAGCAGAAGCAAAUGGAGAAGAUUUGCGUCGCCGUCAGAGUUAGACCGCCGGUGGCUUCGCCGGAAGAGAGUUCUUCCUCCAAUGGAGCUUUUUGGAAGGUCGGAGACAAUCGCAUCUCUCUUCACAAGUCUCUCGGCACUCCCAUCUCCGGCGUUUCCUUCGCUUUCGAUUACGUUUUUGACCAUGACUGCACAAAUCAAAGGGUUUACGAGCUUCUCACCCAGAACAUCAUCCAUGCCGCUGUUGAGGGUUUCAAUGGAACUGCAUUUGCGUAUGGGCAGACCAGCAGUGGCAAGACUUUUACAAUGAAUGGUUCUGAAAAUGACCCAGGAAUUAUUCACAGGGCUGUGAAAGAUAUAUUCUCAAAAAUCCAAAUGAUAAUAGACCGGGAGUUUCUCAUCCGAGUUUCCUACAUGGAAAUUUAUAAUGAAGAAAUUAAUGAUCUUUUUGCUGUACAGAACCAGAGACUGCAAAUUCAUGAGAGUUUGGAGCGUGGAAUUUUUGUUGCAGGCCUUAGGGAGGAGAUUGUCAGUAGUGCUGAACAAGUGCUUAAGCUCAUCCAAGCUGGAGAAGUUAAUCGGCACUUUGGUGAGACAAAUAUGAACAUCCGAAGUAGUAGAUCGCACACCAUAUUCAGGAUGGUAAUUGAAAGUAAGGGAAAGAAGACUGGUUCUGAAGACAAUCCUAGUUUAGAUGAUGCAAUUCGGGUUUCUGUGUUGAAUUUGGUUGAUUUAGCUGGCUCUGAAAGGAUUGCUAAAACUGGUGCUGAUGGAGUUCGUUUGAAGGAAGGAAAAUACAUUAAUAAGAGCUUAAUGGUUCUUGGAAAUGUGAUUAACAAACUAAGUGAUGGUGCAAAGCAAAGGGGACACAUUCCUUAUCGAGAUAGCAAACUCACUCGCAUACUUCAGCCUGCACUUGGUGGUAAUGCUAAAACGUCUAUAAUUUGCACUGUUGCACCUGAAGAGGUUCACAUAGAGGAAACAAAAGGAACACUCCAAUUUGCUAGUAGAGCUAAGAGAAUAACCAAUUGUGUUCAAGUCAAUGAGAUUUUGACGGAUGCAGCCUUACUGAAGCGACAAAAAAUAGAGAUAGAGGAACUUCGUAAUAAACUUCAGGGAUCAAGGACUGAGGUGCUGGAGCAAGAGAUCCUGAAACUGCGGAAUGACAUGCUCAAGUAUGAACUAGAGCGAGAGAAGCUUGCCAUGGAGCUGGAGGAGGAGAGAAAAUCACACAAAGAACGAGAUCAAUGCAUUAGGGAGCAACAAAUGAAAAUUGACAAUCUCAAUAGUCUCGUGACCUUUUCAGACUCUGGUAGAAACUCUGGCCAGGACCAUGAAUUUGCGAAGCACAGCCUCAAAGAAGAGAGCAGUGAUAGUCAUAGCAUAUGCCAGGAAGAUGGUUUUAGAACCCCUUGUUUUAAGGCAGCUCCAAAUGCCUUUGUUGUGAAACGAUCAAAUUAUUCUAUGCAGCCUGAGUAUAGUCCUUUCCCAGAUACACUUAGCAAUGUUGCUGAUGAAGACACAUGGUUGAAAAUGAACAGAGGCUAUGUAGCAGACCUUGAUUCACUUCAGAUGACUCCUGCAAGAAAAGUUCAAUCCUUUCCCCCUGGUGAUGUCACUCCUGUUUGCUCUAUUGAAAACUGCAAGGAAGAGAUACAAAAUCUUAAAAGACAAUUGGAGGUUGCUAUGAAAGAAAAAGAUGAUCUCGAGAGAAAUCACAAGGAACAAAUACUGCUGAACAAUCAGUUAAUGGGGGAGGUCUCUGAACUUCAACAAGAGGCUCUACUUAUCCAAGAAAUUCCUCGACAACUUCUUCAGUCUGUUGCGAAUUGUAGAGAUAUAUAUAAGGAUGUGUUGUCAAAUAUGCAGAGUUUUGUAAUUGAUGAGAAAUCUUCCACCUCAAAGUUACUCUCAAACACAUACGAGAUUGGGUCAAGUCUUUUCUCUACUUUAGAGACGCAUUUGUCAAUGGCUGUAGACGGCCAGAUCUCCAGGGACAAUAAUGCUCUUACUCAAGAACACGGCAAAAUGCUGCGUGAGAAGAUGAAGAACAUGGUUAUGUCCUUGGUAUUGCCAGAGUCACAGGUGAAUUACAAUACACAGCCAAGGAAUCUAUUAUGCAGCUGGGAAUACAAGGGCUGCACUUUGGGAGGGGAAAUUGCUCGUUUGAAAGAAAAGCUGGGUAAUGAUCUCAGUAAAAUCAUGGAAAAAUAUAAGAGCUUGGAGAAAGAGUUGAAUACCACUACUCGUCUUCUUGAGGCAUCCAAGGGAAGGUAUCAUGGCCUAGAAAGGGAAUUCCACCAAGUGCAAGAAGAACGAGACUCUUUGCUCCAAACAGUUUCCAGUUCAUCUCAAAGACUUGCACAAGCUAUUGAACAGGAGAAGGUUUCCCAGGAAUUAAACAUUGAAGCAUGUAGAAGGAAGGUUCUUGAAGAAGAGAUCAAACAAUUUGGCAUUGCUUUUGUAUGCCGACAGAACUCACUCACAUCUUUCUGCAGUGAAUUGAAAUCUAAGCUUGACCAUUUCAGGGCACAAAAUCCAGUUUCCCUACCCAAAUCUCUUGGGCAUUGAUUAAAUUUGUUGUGUUCCUAUGUAAUGAAAUCCAAUAACUUGAUUAACUUAUGGUUUUGUUAAUUAAUCCUCACUGCCCUGUAUUUAUGUGGAUCUACUCCUGGUCCAGACAUUGUCUUAGCACCUUUAUAUUGUUAGCACUUGAGGUCAUCUUGCUUUA
Messenger RNA from Diospyros lotus (date-plum), 2766 nucleotides. Its product is annotated as kinesin-like protein KIN-7N. The record is from RefSeq and is a predicted model, not a curated record. Gene Ontology annotation, biological process: microtubule-based movement. NCBI's taxonomy places the organism in Eukaryota, Viridiplantae, Streptophyta, Magnoliopsida, Ericales, Ebenaceae. Gene Ontology annotation, molecular function: microtubule motor activity; microtubule binding; ATP binding.